UCAUCGUCCACGAGAUGAAAGACAAGUCUCGCGAUAUUACCACAACCUGUUUGACAGGCAGGCACCGAGAGGAGGCGAGAAGAGAGACUGCAAAAUAUAUCGGUGGUUCUGUGACAAGCUAACGAAUAUAUCAACAUUUAACAAACACUUUCUAGCUUUGAUUGAAUUAGAAAGAAACCCAGGCCCGCUGUAUAUCAGACGUGAUUUCCUGAUUAAAUCUUAGGUGAGAUUUGGGAAGUACCGCGGCCCCAGAAGCCGACAUUGUAUGUGUGGAGGGCUAACUGUUAGCUGGGAAGCUACACAGCAUAGCCAUUGAUGCAAUGGCGUUGAAACGAAUUCAGAAGGAACUGUCUGACCUGCAGAAAGACCCUCCUGCUCAGUGCUCUGCUGGACCAGUUGGGGAAGAUUUAUUUCAUUGGCAGGCGACAAUAAUGGGUCCAAGUGACAGCCCUUAUCAGAGCGGAGUGUUUUUCCUCACCAUUCACUUCCCGACAGAUUACCCCUUCAAACCACCCAAAGUUGCAUUCACAACGAAAAUUUACCACCCUAAUAUCAACAGCAAUGGAAGUAUUUGUCUGGAUAUACUGAGAUCACAAUGGUCACCUGCACUUACAGUAUCAAAAGUAUUAUUGUCAAUCUGCUCUCUUCUUUGUGAUCCAAACCCCGACGACCCACUGGUACCAGAGAUCGCCCAUACAUACAAGGCUGACAGGGAAAGGUACAACAAAUCAGCAAGAGAAUGGACACAUAAGUAUGCAAUGUGAAAAUACCAGGGAGAUCAAAAUACAAAUGAGAACAAAAGAAACACGUUUGAUUUGUAACUUGAGGCAAAUGAGCAACAGAGGUGAGGAGGAGGAAGUAAUACAAUGAGGUACAGUGCCACCUGGCUUUCCAUGUGCUGAGCUGCUACCAUGUGCUGUCCUUCAUGACUUGUGUGAAUCUGCUGAGCAGGACCUGAUGGGCUCCUUAAAGCACUCCCAUAUGGAAUACCGGAAACUCUUCACAGUCCAUACCGCCACACUCAGACUUUAAACUGUUACUCCUGCUCUUGUGAUUUUCACUAUUGUUGUUGCUAUUCAUACUCAUCAUUUUCACUGUCAAUGAGUCAUAUAAUUGUGCUACUCUGAAGCAAAAAUAUUUUGAUUUUUUUUUGGAGAUUGGCUCUCCCUUCAUUUUCAGAGGUACUGUCUGUGUCCCACUGGAUGUCUUGUUAUUACUGUAUUUCCAUGUAUUUAGUGGCCUUUCUGUGUUAUGAUUUUUUUGGUAUAUGUGCAAUUGAGGCAGAAUGUUCCCUGUUCAACUCAAAAUGGUGCAGUACCAUUACCAGCAGCUGAUCUGUUGGCACAUACUGUCUCUACCCCGAAACAAUGUGAAAGAUGCAAAGAAGGAUUGGUCUCUUAACACCCACGCUGCAUUUUAAAUUGCAACAGUAUUUAGUGGUUUUGAGGACACUGAGAGCUGCUGUUUAGAGCUAGCUAGCCCUCACCUCAUAGUGGUUGGGCUGCAUAGGGUGAAUGUCACCUCCCCUUUUUCUCACACAUGCUGUCAUUGCCCUAAUAUCCUGUAAAACACCCAUGGCUGGUAUCCAUAGUGCACACAAUUCUACUGUUGUUUGACACAUUACUUGUUGUGUAGCUAUGAACGUGGCUACUCUUUGGCAUAUAGCUGAGCUGUGUGCCACCUCCUCACUACAGUUACUCAGGUAUCUAACCAAAUCCUCAGCCUUUACAUGCAGUGACCCAUUGUGAGAAAAAAUGACCAGGUCCCGUAUCAUCAGGCUUCUUAAAAAUGUACUGAUCUAAGUUCACUGGUUUGUUAAUAGAAAAGAACAAGCUAACCCGGGUGAGACAAAAUGAUAAAAGACAGAUCCACACUCCUGGAGUUCUUAAUGCAUGAAGGCCCUGACAGUCUGCGUUGCAGCAAAAUAUGUGACCCCCAAAAGUAGUAAUUUUGUCUCUGAGAGGGCUUUUUCAUUAUCCCUCUCAAGUUAUUUUCAUUACCAUCUUCAUUUAUCUUUCUAAGCAACACUUUGAUAUGAGCAGCUGUUAAACAAAGCUGUUACACAUGGACAUGCUUCUGUUUCCCCGAGAUGAAAUGGCCUUUGGUAACAGCUGGUUCCAGUUCUACUCAAAAGUUCUACAGACUUGUCAUUUUUCAGAACCUAUUCAUAUCAAGUCAUGUGCAUCUUGUUACUUAAGGUGAAGAAAUACGGUUUUCAUGACAAUUUCAUCUGCUUCAACCAUCAAGUGAUGUGAAAAUUGUCAGCAUUUCUGUACGUUCAUGUUUGGGUCUGCAAAGGUUUGUUUUGUUUCGGGAUAAACGAUCCACACUGACAGUACAACAGUUUGUCUCGUUGACUCAUUGGUAACCUUUUUUUAUUGUAUCUUUGAAAGCUUUAGUGAUAGGUAAUUUCUUUUUCAUUCAUGUCACCAGAAUUGAACAAGAUUGUGAUGUGUCAUAAUGUAAUAUUGGUUUUAAUAUAAUUCAUUGUGGCUGUUGGGUAAAAUAGUUAGGAAAUGCUUUGAUUUUUUUUCUUUUUUCUUUUUUUUUUUUUUUUUUAGUCAUGGCUCAUAAUGUGCUGAUGCUGCCAAUAAAAAGGGAAUUGUUUAAUAUCAUUAAGGGGAAUAAUUUAGCUUUUGAGGCAUUAUUGAGUGGAUUCAUCCAGAUAGGUCCAUACUUAAGCAUGAACAUUUUAGAGGCUUCGAUUGUAAAAAUUAACACCAUGGUUCAGGCACCAGAUAUAGAGUUUCAUCAAUGUUGACUGCUGUAAAAGAAAAUUCAAGUCAUGUUGAAAUACAGUAUACGCUAAAAGGUUUUGAAAAUAUAUCCUCAAAAUGCA
This is a messenger RNA of Anoplopoma fimbria (sablefish), 2839 nucleotides long. RefSeq names its product ubiquitin-conjugating enzyme E2D 4 (putative) (gene ube2d4). Gene Ontology annotation, biological process: protein polyubiquitination; ubiquitin-dependent protein catabolic process. The record is from RefSeq and is a predicted model, not a curated record. Gene Ontology annotation, molecular function: ubiquitin conjugating enzyme activity. The transcript has 7 exons. Gene Ontology annotation, cellular component: nucleus. Bases 321 to 764 code for a protein of 147 amino acids. Lineage: Eukaryota; Metazoa; Chordata; Actinopteri; Perciformes; Anoplopomatidae.